Gymnodraco acuticeps is the source of this 2734-nucleotide messenger RNA. RefSeq lists its product as uncharacterized. The transcript has 7 exons. The coding region runs from base 1527 to 2666 and encodes 379 amino acids. Lineage: Eukaryota; Metazoa; Chordata; Actinopteri; Perciformes; Bathydraconidae. The record is from RefSeq and is a predicted model, not a curated record.
CAUUAUUUGAAUCGGUUGGACUUAGCUAGGCUGGCUACAUAUCUAGUUAACUUAGCUAAUAUCUACUGUAAGCUGUUAAUAACUGCACAAUCGACAAAUCGUGGUUAACAUUUUAGUUGAUACUGUUUUAUUGCCAGAAAUAAUGUCAAGAAGCAAAUGAGCCUUCCACAACUGACAGUAAAGUAUUUAGCAUAGCCAUCUUUGGCGCCCUUCUUUGUUGUACACUAGCAUAGCCAUCUUUGGCGCCCUUCUUUGUUGUACACUAGCAUAGCCAUCUUUGGCGCCCUUCUUUGUUGUACACUAGCAUAGCCAUCUUUGGCGCCCUUCUUUGUUGUACACUAGCAUAGCCAUCUUUGGCGCCCUUCUUUGUUGUACACUAGCAUAGCCAUCUUUGGCGCCCUUCUUUGUUGUACACUAGCAUAGCCAUCUUUAGCGCCCUUCUUUGUUGUACACUAGCAUAGCCAUCUUUGGCGCCCUUCUUUGUUGUACACUAGCAUAGCCAUCUUUGGCGCCCUUCUUUGUUGUAGACAGCAUUUACAAAUGCGUUGUUGUAUGAUAGUGCAGUGCAGGCUAUUGAAACUACACUGUCCUUUGGAUAUAAGCAGGCUUGGGACGUAAAUUAUGCUUAUUUGAAUAAAGAUUUCAAGGUAAAGACACUGUUUUGAAAAUAAGUUUAACUGUGUUUGCUCUUAAACAUCAAGAUUUGUUUUAUUGUACUAUAAAAGAUGCUGAAAAUGUAUAACUUUUAUAGCCUAUGAGAUUUUACACAUUUGUGUUAUGGAUUUAUCCUAACAACAUGCCUCGUUUAUUCAUUUCCCUGGUGCAUUUUCAUUUGGCCAAAAUAACUUUAACUCUGGAUGAACCUAUUGUAACAGCAAUUUUUUCAAUCAAUUAUAAGUAAGUGCAAUACAUUUUUUAAUGUUAAAGAAAAUCUUGUGAAGCCAGCCAGAAAUGUACAUUACUCUUUCAUUUUAUGUAUUUAGAUAAAUAUGUUAUUAGUUGCUUUUUACCUUAUUAUUAACUGUGUGGUUAAAUGUGUUUUCAGCUGCUAAUAUAAGCAGAGACAUGCUGCCCAGCCUCUCUAAGGAGGACUUGCGUGAUCUCCUUCCCGGGCCUGAGCACUUCAGAAGAAGAAGAACCAUUUGGAGACUCAAUCAUGAUGAAAAUGAGGGCCAGGAGACAGACCUGUGUAGACCGAGUACCUCCCAUGGGACUUGUGAUUUCAGCCCUAUUCCUACCCCCAACCUUCCUUGUUUCCCUCCUCUUCCUCCUCUUCCUCCUCCUGCCCCAACCCCUCUCCAUCCCCCGUCUUUUCUCCACCCUCCUUCUCCUCUCAAAGCCCACAACCCCAACAUGGUGCCAGCAGAACCGUACAGCUUCCCAGUCCACUGUAUGUCUUAUACACAGACACAGAAUUGGAGCAAUCACGAAGCACCUUUUCUGAAAAGCAGCGUGCUGGAGAAGAAGGAGACUACGUCCUUUCCAAAGAUCUUCGCUGUCGAUUAAUCAGGAAUACAGUCACAAGCAUGCUUUCCAUUAAAAGAGCAGCUGGGGAUGACUUUAACUAUCCAUGCAGCCGUGAACUCACUGUAAUGGCGAAGCGUCUGCUUGAGUACUACCCAAUGCUUCGGGACAGAUCUCAAACCAGUAGAGCUGAGUGGGAAACUGUGAAAAAGCAGCUUUUGAAAAGGGUCCAGAAUGUGACAACCCCCAAAAAGAAGCAGGGUUCAACUCCUUCAAGAAAGAGGCCUAGGAGUUUAAGCUUUCAGAGCAGCCAUGAGACGUACACUGAUGAGACUGAUGAAUCCACCGCAUCAACCUUGAUCUUGGAGAGAUCACCACCAUCUCGAUGCAGCACCCCGGAGGCUGAACAGUUAUGUGCAUCAGAAACGGAGAGCCCACAGACCCAGGCGAGACACUAUAAGACUCUACAGGCGAUGUAUAAAACUAAGGCCAGACCGAACAAGAUGGAUGUUGCUCAGCUCCUGGACCUCGAAAUCCAAGCGAGAAGGGCCUUCAUUGACUCUGAUGUUACAAAGGAGCAGGACAGGCCUUCCAAGAUUCUUAAAGCUUAUCCUUGCUUUGGAGAACUGGAUCAUCUAAUGGAUGAACUACGGCGGGUCCUCAAUCAAGGCAACUCCCACUUCUUAACGGAACUUAAGACCCGGUGGGGGACCUUUUGUGAGAGGGCACAGUUUUAUGGAGUUUUCAAAAAGCUCAUGAGGCCUCCGCAGCUUGACAAAGUAAAGCACUCAAUUGCCAUGAUGAAGGCUUUACCAGAGAUGUUCCCAUCACCUAUGGCCCCACCCAAGAAGUUAAGGCACGCAAGUGAGGCUGUGCUCCACGUCCUUGAGUCUGCAGAAGACCCAAACACCUUUCUUCAGACACGACCACUUUCCAGCCCUGUUGUCAUCAUCUGCGAAACCAACUGUAUACUGGCCAUUGGAACCAUGCCCGUGCUCAUCUUCCCAAAAGAGGACAUUCAUGAAAGCGUGAUGUAUCUCAUGGCAUGUUAUUACACCUUUCACCUCACCUAUCCUAAGUGCAUUGCAACACUCCUGUCUGUGGUGCAGACAGAAGUCCUCUUGGACGCCAUUCACGACCGUGACAUGACUACUUCAUACAAAAAGGCUAUGGCCGACUGGAAAAAGUUCAUAAGUGAUUAGGGCACUUAUAUAUGAGGGGCCGCUAGGGACAAUAUUCAGAAAUACCGUUCACUUACACAUGUGAAACA